AUGUCCCACCACGCCGCGGCCGCCCCCAGCUUCCUCUUGGCGCCCAUCCCCGAGUGCCCGGCGGCGGCGGCGGCGGAGUGCCUGCAGCCGCACAAGGUCAUCAAGCUGGUCGUGCUGGGGGGCAGCGGCGCGGGCAAGACGGCCUUGAUUGUCCGCUUUCUCACAAAGAGAUUUAUUGGAGACUACGAGGCCAAUGCUGGUGCCUUAUAUUCCAGGAAAUUCACCAUCGAUGGAGAGCAGAUCUCCUUGCAGGUUCAGGACACGCCCUUUGUUUCGUUGGAGGAUGAGAACGACAGCAUCUGCUGCCGGGAACAGAUCAACCGCUCCAUCUACUGGGCAGACGGCUUUGUCUUUGUCUACUCCAUUACAGACUAUGACAGCUACCGUGUCAUCCGCCCCUUGCACCAGCAUGUCCGCAAGAUCCAUCCCAACGCGAACAUCCCGCUGCUGCUGAUGGCCAACAAAGGAGACCUCUUGCGAGCCAGGGAGGUGUCCAGCAAAGAAGGUCACCAGCUGGCCAAUGAACUGGGCUGCACCUACUCAGAGGUGUCUGCGCGGGAGAACUGUGAGGGGGUGCGCGAAGCCUUUCAGCAGCUUUGCCAGGAGAUGAGUCGGAUGAUUGGCAGCUGCAACGGGGAGAAACGAAGAGGGCUCCACCUCGUCCGACCCAAAUCCCCAAACAUGCAGGACUUGAAAAGGCGGCUCAAACAGGCUUUGUCUUCCAAGGGGAAAUCAGCCAUGACACUUUGAUGUAUCUCGGCAGCAGGGGAGAAGCAGGGAGAUUAUUUGUAUUUAUACCUAUUUAUGGUGUUUUUGCCAGCAUCUUUUUGUAUGAUAACAUUCCUUUAUGAGCUGACCAGAUGGCCGAGAUUUAGUCCGAUCUCGUCAGAUCUUUGAAGCUUAGCAGGGUCAACUCUAGCUGGUAUUUAGAUGGAAUCACCUCCAAGGUAGUCCUGGGUUGCUAUGCAGAGGCAAGCAAUGGCCAACCACUUCUGAACACCUUGUGCCUUGAAAACCCUAUGGCAGGGGUCCUCAAACCACGGCCCGUGGGCCAGAUGCGGCCCGCUGAGGACGUUUAUGCGGCCCGCCGGGUUAUGGCAAAAUCAGACCGGAAGUGACGUUCGACCUAAACCUGCGUUGGCAACGCACACUUCCGGCACUGGGCUGAGGCGGCGGAGACAGAGUGUGAGGUGAUACCGAGGUGAGGUGAGUUCCCAGGCCGGGGUGUGUGGUGUGGGGAAGGGAGAGAGAUGCAGAAGACGGAGAACUGAUGGCCUACGGCCUUGUACAGUAACGGCAGUCCAGUCCUCCAACAGUCUGAGGGACAGUGAACUGGCCCCCUAUUAAAAAAGUUUGAGGACCCCUGCCCUACGGGGUUGCUUAAGUCAGCUGUGACUUGACAGCACUUUCCAUGACCAUGACAAGAAGGCUACAAAGCUGGGUGGCAAACUUUGGAAGCUGCACACUUCCGGUAAAGAGGCCUCUGGUGGUAGACACAGACGUCCCUUAAAAAGAGAGGUUAUAGCAGAUUUCUUCACCUGCUACCUAAGCUUGACCUAAUUUGCUUGGCAGGUGUACAUAUCAGCUAUUUAAACACUACUUCAGUCUGGUGGUCUUGCCCCUCCACUGUAUUCUGGGGUUUCCCCAGCAGAGAUCUAUUCAUUUCUCCAUGCCAUAUGAUUAUCCUGUGCCUUAUUAAAAAGAGUGCAACAUUUUAAA
Molecule: messenger RNA, 1719 nt
Organism: Heteronotia binoei (common prickly gecko)
Lineage: Eukaryota; Metazoa; Chordata; Lepidosauria; Squamata; Gekkonidae
Product: ras-like protein family member 11A-like
Exons: 4
Coding region: 1-750 (249 amino acids)
Molecular function (GO): GTPase activity; GTP binding
Source: RefSeq, a predicted model, not a curated record